Molecule: messenger RNA, 1699 nt
Organism: Chara braunii
Lineage: Eukaryota; Viridiplantae; Streptophyta; Charophyceae; Charales; Characeae
Source: the annotation of a GenBank genome assembly
GUAAUCUGUUCGAAUGGGGGAAGAGGUGGGAAGGAAUCUCACCCUCCCGCCUAUGAUGGAUGUCCAUGUGGCUGAACGACAGCCUCUCCGUACCUCUUCAGCAAUUGAAGGCCUGCAGCCAAAGCAGCUUCCGGCUGGUCUUGAUAUUGCCGGAAGCGCUGCUGACGUGCCAAGCAGUAGCAGUGCUUGCCACGUGGACAUACUCCACCAUGGACCUAUCCAAGUGGCGGCACGUUGGGAGUCAGCUGACGUGGGGACAAGCAGCGCAGAGACACCACUCAUCACUGCACCGGUGGGAGGAGGCGCGACUCCUCAACGGCUUCAGAAACCGUUAGAUCCGGAGGAGUUCCGCGCUCUAGGCCACCAGACCGUCGAUCUCAUCGCUGAUUAUUUCCGCGACGUGGAAUCCUUUCCCGUACUUCCUGAUGUAAAGCCGGGGUUCUUGUCGGCCCUUUUGGAGGAUAAUGCUCCUGAAGAUCCUGUAAAGUGGGACAAAAUCAUAUCAGACCUUCAGACAAAGAUUUUACCAGGAGUGACCCAUUGGAGGAGCCCAAGUUUCUUUGCGUACUAUCCAUCGGGUGGGGGCACAGCAAGCUUGCUGGGAGAGAUGGUCUGCAGUGCAUUAGGCACCAUUGGAUUCAGCUGGAUCACAUCUCCCUCCUCUACAGAGCUUGAGAUGAUAGUGCUUGACUGGUUAGCAAGGUUGCUGGCACUGCCAGAGUCGUUCAUGUCAGCUGGGAAAGGUGGAGGUGCCAUACAGGGCACAGCCAGUGAGGCAUUGCUGACAGCCAUGGUGGCUGCCCGCCAAAAGGCUGUCCUAAAGCUGACGUCAGAAGGACUCACAUAUGCAGAAGCAAUGUCUAAGCUCGUGGCCUAUGGAUCGGACCAAACACAUAUGAGCAUGCAGAAGGCGUGCAUGAUUGCAGCUAUUGAAUCUAGCCACUUUCGGCCGCUCCGGACGGAUGAGUCGACUGGGUUUAGUUUGUCACCUUCUAUUCUUGCGGACGCAAUAGCUUCUGAUCUGAAGAAUGGGAAAACACCAUUUUUCUGCUGUGCAACAGUGGGGACCACAUCAUCUGCGGCAAUAGAUCCCGUGGCAGAGAUAUCGAAAAUUACUGAGGAACAUGGGAUUUGGCUGCAUGUUGAUGCUGCUUAUGCAGGGCCUGCCUGCAUAUGCCCAGAAUACAGGCAUUUUCUCAAUGGCAUUGAGCGGGCGAAUUCUUUCAACAUCAAUAUGCACAAAUGGGGACUCACAGAUUUUGACUGCUCACCAUUUUGGGUCAGAGAGAGGGUUCAUCUUCUGAACGCAUUGUCAUUGACGCCAGAAUAUCUGAAGUACAAGCGUCCUGAUGGCCCGCAGGUGUUUGAGUACAGGGAUUGGCAGAUACCACUUGGACGGCGGUUCAGGGCUCUGAAGCUGUGGAUGGUGCUGUCACUGCACGGCGCUUCGGGUCUCCGAGCACACUUCCGUAAACAUAUUGGAUAUGCAUGCAAGCUUAAGGAGAUAAUUGAACAAGACCCACGCUUUGAGGCAGGCCUAAGUGUGCGCUUGCAUGGUGUGUUCGGUUGUGCAAGGAAAAUGAGCAAUAGCAAGAUGACAAUGUCCAGAAAGCACAAUCACAUUGAAGGCCAGAUGGUAUCACAGUGUCCAGAAAGCAGAAAUGCACCAAUAUAACACCAAUGAAGAAUCGUAGCACUG